GAGCUGGGCGGCCGUGGGCUGUAUCGCUGAGGUUUGAGCCUGCUGGUGCUGGGUGGGCAGGGGGUGCUGCCAGCUUUGGAGAGCUGCCCGAUUGUCCUGCCGGGUUUUAGGCUGCUUUUCAUUCUUUGGCCGCGCUUUCCUGGGGAGAGAGGCAGCCGUGCAUGGAGGGGAGGCUGAUGGAAGUAGGGGGUGGUGGUGGGUGGUUGGACAGGGGGGGAAAGCCCCCUAUACAGGUGGCUGUUGCAUAGCAGGAUCUGCCUGCAGACCCUGCGAGCCCCCCUUCCCAGCUGCAGGCUAUUGUCAGCGUCGCUGCCUGCAUGCGAGGCACCCGGGCAAGGUGUAUGGAGGCGAUCCACGCCAAGACGUGGGGCAUCAGGAGGGGCAGGGGCAAGACCCCGGGCUGGGACCUCCGCUAGGGCUCCCCAGGAUCCCAGGAGAGGUUUCAUUGUGUUAUCCUGGGUCAGCCAAGCAGAAGGGCUCCGUCCCUGCGGCACCUGUGCGUGGGGCUGGGGCUUCGGGAGGCACCGCACGUCUCUGGGCAGACCUCAGCCCCACGAGAGCCUGCUGCAGCCUGGAGCCCCAGCAAGGCACCCUGUGGGGAGGGAUGCUCUGUCCCUGGGGGUUCUACACCCUCUUCCUGCAGGGUGGGAGGAAGAGCAGCAGCAGCAUCUCAUGAACACAGGUGCUGUGGGGCAGAGGGAGGUGUGGGAUCUGUCUCUGUAGAAGCUAUCUCUGGUGGUUUCUAGGAGCUGGCCCUUCUAACGUGGGCAGUGCCUCUUGCCCCAUCCUUCCCCUCAGGGCUUGGGUUUCCUCCCCCGUUAUCAGCACAGGGGCCAGCACUGAGCAAGGCUUUGCAGCUGCAGAAAUCUGGCACGGCAGGAGACUUCCCGAGGACCCCAGAGAGCAGCAUUUGCUCUUGCAGUGGGGCGAGGAUGCUUCCUCCCUCUGCAUCCUCCCUCUCCCUUGUUUCCACCAAGUCUGAGCUCCUUCCUUCCCAACCUGAAUCCCAGGGGAGUGCCAGAGCCACAUUUAUACUGGUUGUCUUUCCCUUCAGGCACAGUUUUGCUUCUCUAGCAUCUUUCUAACCAUCUUCUCUCCAAGAUUGCCACCUCUCCUGUGGACAGUGAUGAAGGUGGUCCCCAGCCUCACAUGUCUGUCUCUCUGCUGACGGCGAUAUGCCUGAUCUGCCAGGCUGUGGAGAAACCCUUCUCUGGUGGCAGCAUUGCUGCUGGUGCUGCCAUCCUUCAGGGUUGUGAUGGAAACUUUCUGCCUGCUGGCACUUCUCAAGCUCUGCUCUUAGCCUGUGCCAGGGAGCUUCUGGUUUUGCAUUUCCACUGGUUAGAUUUCCUUCCGUCUCCUUGCGUUCAGAUAGGACCAAUGGAGCUGUGACUUAUGCUCCAGGCAGUCUGUUUCCAACAGUUUUUGUUGCCUCUUCUCUUGCCUUGUUCUCUGCUUGUGCCAAGGAUGGUUAUUUGCCGUCCUGCAGUGACAGCCCCGCUCUUUCCUGGCUAUGUGGUUCCUGCUUCACCCCCAGUGAGCCUGAGAAGGUCUCCUUAGCACUUCCCAGGUGAGGGAGCAGGAGGGAGGAAGGCAGCAAAAGCUGGUGGGUUUGAGGUUGGUUUGGGUCUUUUUUUUUUCAGUCUAAAUGGUGCAAGGACCCCUACCAGCUCCUGGGCAUGGUGCUCUGCCCCAAGCAGCACUGCCCAGACCAAAGCCCGUUUUCACCAGCUGUGUGCCCCCCUGACUCUCUGGUACUGCUGUUCUGGGAAGCUGCCUGGAUCCCCACUGGGCUGCAGCCCAGCAUGUGGUACAGCUGCAUCGCCCAGCCAGGGACCCUCCCUCACCCACCACCGUCCUGCUCUCUUGCCACCAGACUGAGACCACGGUCUGUUAAUUCUGGGUUGCCCCUGGAAUGAAGUCAGCAGGCAUCAAAGCUGCAGUGCCGGUGGAUUAUGACCGCAGGGGAGCUGUGUUGCAUCUGCAAAUCUCUGUCAUGCAUCAAGGGCACAUCUGAGCAGAGCUGCUGUAGAAACUGAAGAGGUGGAGAGAGCACUGCAGAGGUUCAGAGGCACACAGUGAUGGUGGGAGCCAUUCCACGGCAGCCACGCCGCUUCUGGGGGGUGCCUCGCUGGCAGGUGUCUUCAGCUAAUUGUGCCAACGACCGCCCACUGCGGGACAAGGAGGUUAAUCCAGAGCAAAGCAGGGUUCUGCUGCAGAGGGAUGCCGCGCUGCAGUGUACUCCAUAGUGGAGCACUCACCCGGACGUCCUGAGUGAGGAGGGGUCCAUCUCCCACCCUGCCCUCAUCCCCUGUCCUGUGGCACUUUACGGCCCCACUCCUGCUGCUGCAUGGGCUGUUCUGACUCUGGCUCCGCUCGGAGUCCAGGCAAAUAAGGCUCCAUGCGGCACAUCCACACAGAGACGUCCCUGCCCCCGGAGCGCGGCACGGACCCCGGCCUGUCCCAGCCCAGUGGAGAGACACCCUUGGAACCUUCCUCGCAGCGCUGCACCCACCGUGGCAUCCUGAUGGGCUACAACGAGACGGAGAUCAAGCGCCAGAAGGUUUACCAGGUGUCCAUCUUCUCCCAUCUCUCCAGCUCCUCCGAGAGCACGGAGCAGCGGGCAGGCAGCCGGCCGGUCGUCAAGAGGGGUUACCCCGAGCAGCGAACUCCAGAGGGGGUGAGAGAUCCCAAACGAACUCACUGGGGUGGCGGGGGGGUGGACAGCAAGCGCGAUGGAGGCCCUGGGCAAGCUUCUCUGGACGAUGACGAUACCUUUGAGGAUGGUCUGCUGGUGGAGGAGCUAUCCCUGUGUGGGUCUGCCCAGCACUUCUCCCACAGCGGGCUGCGGGUGGUGGAGCACCGGUGUGAGGGCAGCCCAAGCCGCAGUCCCAAGGCCAGCAGAGAGAACAAGUCGCAGGAUGUCGUCUCCUCCUCCUCCCCCUCCUCCUCCUCCUCCUCCUGGCCCCAGCACAUUGCUUGCAGUACUUUGCACAAAAGAGAUGGUUGCCCUGUCUCAUCUGGGGAUCAGCCCACAGAUUGUGGGGAAGAUGAAGAGCGGGCAAGUGGCCACAACUUACUUCAACUUGAUUUGCACAAUAUUGCACAAACAGCCUGCUUGGACUCUGGUGGGAAGAGAGAGAAGGCGGGGAGCAGCCCAACUCACAGUAGCUGGGCUAGUGGAGAAGAGGAGUGGCCAGUACUGGCCAACAAGUGCAAGGAGCCCCCAGCUCCUCAGGCAGCACUCAGCCCCGAGCCCAGCAACCUGAGCUCCCUGGAGAAGACUCCCUGCGGGAGCAGCCAGCUCAGCAGCAGCAGCUGCCCGGCCAAAAGAAAGCUGCUGCCCGCUGGCGAGGCUGUGGCCGACUCCUGCUCUGAGGACGAGAGCUUGUCCCCACCAGCACGGAGGAAGAGGACCCUGCCGUGCCACCCGGUGCCCACGGCCUGCCGCAGCACUGAUGCCAAGGGGGCUCCGUUUUGGAAUCACCUGCUUCCCACCGCCAAGAGCUCUGUGGGUUGCACUGCAGUCGGAAGGAGGCUGAAGAGCGGGCUGCGCCUCAAAUUGCGACAUCUUCGAAACAGACUCCGGAGGGGUACCAGGUCCUCCACAACGUCCUGGGCCACCACUGCUUUCAGCCAUGCUCUGCUGGGCAAUUUUGAGGAGUCCAUCCUGAAAGGGCGCUUUGCACCGUCGGGGAGGAUCGAGGGGUUCACAGCAGAGAUUGGUGCCAGCGGCUCCUACUGCCCCCAGCACGUCACCCUGCCCGUUGACGUCACCUAUUUCGACAUCUCCGAGCACAGCGUGCCCUCGCCUUUCCUGGGAGUGAUUAACUUGGAGGCCUUGGGAAAGAAGGGUUACAGUGUCCCCAAAGCUGGAACCAUCCAAGUGACCUUAUUUAACCCCAACAAGACUGUGGUGAAGAUGUUCUUGGUGACGUACGACUUCCAGGACAUGCCAGCCAACCACAUGACCUUCCUACGCCAUCGCAUCUUCCUGGUGCCCGUCGGGGAGGGUGAAAGGGCCACCAUGGCCCCCAGCGACCCUCCAGGCACCGAUCCGCCCCGCAGGGUCCUCUGCUACCUGAUGCACCUAAGGUUUCACAGCUCCAAGUCGGGGAAGAUCUACCUUCACGACGACAUCCGGCUGCUUUUCUCCCGCAAGUCGAUCGAGGUCGACUCAGGGAUCCCCUACGAACUGAAGUCCUUCACGGAGAUGCCGAGGAACCCCUCUUACUCCCCCCGGGCCUGACCUUCUCCAUCCCCCAGGGCCACGGGGGACCCUCCAGCCCAGCACUUUUGGGGACAGAUGAGUAAAAGGGGCAGCAAGCAAGCACCGCCUUGAAGUAUCGCCCUCCCCACGCGCCCUGCUCCUCCUGAACAGCACGGAUGCCGUGCCCGUGCCCUGCGGCAGGGCUGGGAUCACGGAUGGGGAUUCACCAGGAGGGGCAGGGGCUGGGGAGCGGCUUGGAGGCUCAGCUGGAGCCGGGGUUGGGGGGGAAGAGUUGAAGAAUUGGGUGGGGGGCUCCGGGUAAAGCUGGUCCCGGGGUUGGGAGCAGAAAAGUGCGGGCAGAGUUUGUAUUUAUUUGUAUUUAUUGUUGCUGGGAGCACAGAGGAGGCUCGUGCGGAGUAUCAGAGGUGCUGUGCUGUUCUUCCCCCCCCACCCCAACACACACCACCACCACCCCCCAUCUUGGUCCUGGAGGGUCCAAGCGCAGGGCUUGCCGGGGGUUCGGGGCAGGGCUGUGGGGACCGUGAGGGUGGCUGGGGAUGGAAGGUGACACCUCGUGCUCUGAGUGGGGAUGUGUUACAAGCCCUGGGAGAGGCUGAGACUCGCCAGGAAGCAGCUCCUGGGGGGCCAGCCCCGCUUCAGGCAGCUUGGGGCAGCCUAGACUUGCCCUCCCACCCUUUGAGGGCAAGCCAUUCCCCAAGAAGUCUGUCAGGGGAAGCGGCUAUUGCCAUGGAUAUGACACGGCUGGGCUCCUGGGGCUCUCUCUGGGAGCAUGGGGACAGCCCUCCCAGCCCCACAGCCCAUGGGGCGAGGUGGCUCCCAGAGGAGGUGGCCAUGGCCUCCCCCACCCACCCAGGGGAGGGUGGGAACCCCGGCCAGGGUCCCGAGGAAGGGGAGCAGCAGUAGGGGCCAUCACAGGAGUGUGGGGCUCGGGCCUCCAGGAGGGGAUUUGGGGAUGAUGUGGAGAAGUCCUACUCACCCCCUCCCCACUUAACGCCCCCCCGGGCCUGCUCGCCCCUCAGCCCCGCUGGCUGCAUCCCAGCGGGGCCGGGGCGGGGGGGUGGAGGUGGGGAGGGGGAGCUGUACCGGUACUUUUCGUGUUCUGUUUCUAAUUUAAAUAAACGCCUGUUUGGAAACCCCA
Calidris pugnax (ruff) is the source of this 5366-nucleotide messenger RNA. It is a transcript of the gene ATOSB, whose product is annotated as family with sequence similarity 214 member B. The record is from RefSeq and is a predicted model, not a curated record. The transcript has 11 exons. Bases 2399 to 4246 code for a protein of 615 amino acids. Lineage: Eukaryota; Metazoa; Chordata; Aves; Charadriiformes; Scolopacidae.